GGAAAGUCAAACGACGUUACCAUCAUCAUAAAACGACAAUCGCGGAGGCGGCGUCGGCGAUAAAGGUUGCGAGGGCAAUGCGUAAUGACCAUACUGAAACGCUUCCGUGUCCCUUCGGGGAGUUGGCGACGGAUUUAUCGGACUCGGAGCUCCGUGAGACGGCUUACGAGAUUCUGGUUGGAGCAUGUCUGAGUUGCGGCGGUAAAAAGUCGAAUAAUAACGUAACAAAAUCGGAGAAAGGGGCUUCGACAUCACACACGUCAUUGACGUCCAGGGCGGCAAGUAAGAUGAAGAAGGCUUUAGGAUUGCGAUCUCGGAGGAAGUCGAGUGGUAACAAGCACGGCAAGGACCGAGUCAAAAAGGCGAGUUCGAUUGAGGAGACGUUGCGAGUUCAAUUGCGUGUUUCAGAGCAAACGGAUUCCAUAGUUAGAAAAGCUCUCUCGAAAUUUGCUGCUAAUCAGACGAUAGAGUCCUUGGUUUUACCACUCGAGAUGCUGCAGCAACUCCAGCCUUCGGAUUUCCCGAACCAAGAAGAAUACGAAGCUUGGCAGAGGAGAAAUUUGAAGCUCCUCGAAGCCGGACUCCUCUUGCAUCCUCUAAUACCAUUAAACAACAAAGACACUGCGCCACAGCAGCUAAGAAAGGUCAUCGACGGGGUAUCAGAGAACCCUUUCAACACCGUAACAAUCAACGAAUUGAUGCAAGCCCUUCGGAGCAUCGUAACAUCGCUCGCUUGUAGAUCACGCGACGACGGGUCAAUUUCUGAUAAUAGUAACUGGGCAAAUGGUUUCCCUUUGAACCUCAAAAUCUACAAAAUGCUGCUCGAAGCAUGUUUUGAUCAAAAUGACGAGACAUCAGUGGUUGAAGAGCUAGACGAAGUCCUAGAGCUCAUAAAGAAGACAUGGUUGGUCCUGGGAUUGAACCAGACGCUUCACAAUCUUAGCUUCCUGUGGAUAUUGUUUAACCGUUACACGUCGACGGAGCAUGCCGAAGGCGACCUGUUGAACGCAGCCGAUAAAAUGUUAGUGAGAGUCGAAAACGAUGCCAAGGCAUUGAAAGGAGAUGCCAAUUAUGCCAAGAUGUUGAGUUCUACUUUGAGUGCGAUCUCAGGUUGGGCUGAGAAAAGGCUUGUUGUUUACCACAGUUGUUUUCGUAGAGAUAACACUGAGUCGAUGGCAUGUGUUGUUUCCAUGGCGGUUCUAUCGGCAAAGAUAAUGGCAGAAGAAGAUGGUGUUGAAGGAAACGGAAACGAUGUGGGAUAUGAGAGAGUUGAUGGAUACAUAAAGUCAUCAUUGUGUGCUGCUUUUUCCCAGGCAAGUUCCCAAUAUUUGAGCUUAAUCUUUUAUUUUGUCCCUGUAUAUGAAUGAGCA
Messenger RNA from Hibiscus syriacus, 1370 nucleotides. RefSeq names its product protein unc-13 homolog. The record is from RefSeq and is a predicted model, not a curated record. NCBI's taxonomy places the organism in Eukaryota, Viridiplantae, Streptophyta, Magnoliopsida, Malvales, Malvaceae. The transcript is spliced from 2 exons. Bases 78 to 1367 code for a protein of 429 amino acids.